AUCAGAAUCCCAACGCCAUAUAGUGAGAGAGAAGCAUCAUCCGAAGUACAAUGUUAUUGCGCUCCUCGCCUUCAUCGUCGUCGUCGUCGUCUUGUACUGCGGAUUUUGUGUGAUAUUCAAAAUGUCUACCCGUGCGGAGGACUGACCGAGGGAACGGAAAAUAUCCAGCCAUUCCGCAGCCGGUUGAUUGCGUUGGCCAGACUGAUUUCGGUGCGUUCAGUUCUAGUCGGGUUUCGCAAACAGCACGAAUCGAUUUCGCCGCGUCCUCCGUUUGUGUCCGUCGCAAUCGUGGUCUCCGUUUUUAGUGUGUUCGGUGGAUUUUUAGGUUUUUCUGUGUGUUCCGUGUGAAGUUUGUCCAGAAGCUAGAUCCUGGGUUGACUGGAAAAAUUCUGGUACCCCCGUGCAUAGAACGUCCGCUGUGCACCAUCGAAGAAAACCAUUUUCAAAUCAAAAUUUGGAAAGUGACAAGAAAGAGCCACCAAAAAAGGGGUGCGAAAAUGGAAAACCCUUCAGGCAGAGCCUAUUUUUCACCGGAGAUUGCGUAAAAAUAGCUUCCUCUGCUUCGUGUGGUAACGAUUUCCGGUCCGGCGAAGAGGUUUUUAAUUUAGGAAAAUCGCAUUUUUCCAUCUUCGGCGAAUCGAUCGCAUUUGCUUGAGAGUUCGGGGUCCGGUUGAAUCUGUACCAGUUUGCUUAGAAUCCUGAUUUGCAUGAAAAGCAUAAUCGGUCCCAGCCUGAAGUGUGAUACCAGCCAGUGCCAGAAUGGCCUAGUGCAGUGGAUAGUCGAAUUAGAAUUCCCACAGAAUCCCAUCCAGUCAGUGCACUCUCUAGUAAGUGGAAAGAAUGUAAAUAUCGAAGAGAAGAAAAAACAAGAAAAUCAAUAUUUACUACGGUAGAGCAAAAAAGAGGGUCUGUGCGCGUGUGUGUGUAGGUUUGUUAGUCGAGCAGCCACAGAAAGCAGAGAGAUCAAAAGUGGAAAGUGUGAGAGAUAACAAAACAGAAUAGAUUGUGCGGUGAAAGAAGCCCUCGGAAAAAGAUAAGGUAGUUUGAUUGUUAGGCGAAGAGGAGGAAAGGAAGGAAAGAAUGCGACAAAAAUUCUGUGAUUAAUGAUAGUGAAAGCCCAUGUUGGGAGCAGCAGCUCAAACGAAGUAAGCUGAUUCCGAGAGCCCGACGAAGGGCAAAUUUGUUGAAAAAAAGUGAAUGUGAUCGAAGGUAAUUAAUGCCUUGCUGUAUUUUCGAAUUUUGUGUGUGAUUGAGUUACAGGAAAGCUCACUGCUCACGGGCUAGCUGAGGAAGUACUUAGCAGAAGAGUUACUAUUCUUCCUGAUUUUUUGGAACCGUUAACAAGUGUUUCUGGUAAAGUUGCAUCUACGAAAGUUUGUUGAUUUAUUGUCCAGCACCAGGUCGAGAAGAUCGUACCGGAAUAUUGAAGCAGCCAAACACAUUCCAAUCCAUUGCAACAGAAAACGUAGUCUACGCCAAUUGAUAUUGAAUUAUAUUUAAAAUCGCUUUUCAAUUCCUACUACCAUAUUGUAGCCAUAACAUUAAUAUAACCAACAAAAGUGCUAAUUAUACUACAACAAAAAGAGAACAGUUUUUAACUCACGCAUCAUAUUCACCACAUCAAAGUAGAUCCGUUAGGGAUUCUUUUCUCGUUUCUCCGAUUGCAAUCGAGUAUAUAGAGUGUGACUUUUUCGAUCAUAAUAAUUAUUAAAAAAAAUAUAUAAAAAUUAUAUUACACGCCCAGUAAAAGCUUAAUCAUAGUGAUCAACAAAAUAGUAGUGCUUUCAAAGUGAUUAAACCGUGCGGUGGUUUUCAUUGCUCUCAAGUCUAGCCGAUAGAAGUAAUUUGCGCCGUUAGCUCCGGAGCGACGAGGCGAGGAAAAGUUUAGCAUUGAUGUGUUAAUUGUUGGAAAAAGGUAUCCGGCGAGCAAAGUUACCACUAACCGCAACGGAUCGACUUCCAAUCAGGUGCGGGAGGUGAUAAUUAGCGGCGGGGUUGCAAAAGUUGCAUCCAGACGUCAGUUUAAUCAUGUUGCCAGCGGCCGGCUCUGACCGAGCCCUCCAUCAGCUGCUGACCGGGCAGAUUGUCGCGUUCAUUGUUGUAACUGUAUUUGUUGUUGGAAACUUAUGUGCCUGGCAGGAGAAUGUGCGACCGAAGCUCUACGUGUCACUAGUCGACGAGGAGUACCUAAAGUUUCAGGGAAAUGAAUCGACAAUCGACUACUUCAAGCUAGUGCUACGGGAUGGCACCAGCAACAGUCUGCUGGUGGGUGCAAGGAACAUCGUAUACAACCUGAGUAUAUACGAUCUGAGUGAACAGACGCGGCUGGUUUGGUACUCAUCGGAGGAUGACAUCAAAAUGUGCGUGAUGAAAGGCAAAGACGAGGAUCUCUGUCAGAAUUAUAUCCGCGUGUUGGCGCUCCCGACACCAGGAACGCUGCUCAGCUGCGGUACCAACGCGUUCAGGCCCAUGUGCCGGAUGUUCGGCAUCAAUGGUAACAGCUACACGGUUGAGUCGGAAAAACCCGGUCAGGCCGUGUGCCCAUACGAUCCUGCCCACAACUCGACGGCGGUGUUUGUCGAUAACGAACUCUACUCCGGCACGGUGGCUGACUUCAGCGGUCUUGACCCAAUUAUCUACCGGGAGCCGCUGCAAACCGAGCAGUACGACAGUUUGAGCCUGAACGCUCCCAAUUUCGUCGGAUCGUUCACACAGGGUGACUUUGUCUAUUUCUUUUUCCGCGAGACGGCCGUCGAGUUUAUCAACUGUGGAAAGGCCGUCUUCAGUCGAGUCGCCCGUGUCUGCAAGUGGGACAAAGGUGGUCCCCAUCGAUUUAAGAACCGGUGGACUACAUACCUGAAGUCUCGUCUCAACUGCUCAAUGCCGGGCGAUUUCCCGUUCUACUUUGACGAAAUUCAAUCGACAAGCAGCAUGAUAGAAGGUCGGUAUGGCCACGGAAAUUCCAAGCUAAUCUACGCCGUGUUCACAACAUCGACCAACGCGAUUGCGGGCUCUGCGAUAUGCGCAUUCUCGCUACAGGAUAUCGCCGACACGUUCGAAGGAAACUUCAAGGAGCAAAGUGGAUUAAACUCUAAUUGGCUGCAUGUUAACCCAUCGAAGGUUCCGGAUCCACGACCCGGCUCGUGCCACAACGACUCGCGAACGUUGUCAGAUUUAACGCUCAACUUCAAAAAGACGCAUUCACUGAUGGAUGAAAAUGUGCCAACAUUUUUCGGUUCACCGAUUUUAACUCGCGUUAGCACAGUCUAUCGCUUUGCCGCCAUUGCCGUCGAUUCACAGAUCAAAACUCCCGGUGGGAAAACCUACGAUGUAAUUUUUGUCGGUACAGACCAUGGAAAAAUCAUCAAGACUGUGAAUGCGGAAUCGGCGGAUUCCAAUAAAAAGGUGUCCUCGGUUGUCAUCGAGGAAAUCGAUGCUCUUCCGACUAGUGAACCGGUGCGAAGUUUGGAAAUCGUACGAACGAUGCAGUACGACACGCCAAAGGAUGGAAGUUAUGAUGAUGGGAAAUUAAUUAUAGUCACCGAUACAACCGUGAUAGCGAUUAAAUUACACCGUUGCAGUAGUGAAAAGAUAACAAGUUGCAGCGAGUGCGUGGCUUUACAGGAUCCGUACUGUGCCUGGGACAAGAUUGCCGGCAAGUGUCGAUCACACGGCGCCCCUCGAUGGUCGGAGGAGAACUAUUUCUACCAGAGCGUUGCCACCGGGGAUCACGCUGCCUGCCCUUCCGGAAAGAUGCCCAAGGAUGCCAACGUCGAGAAGCAGGGAUACCGAGGUGACAUCGAUUACGAUCCUCAGCGUCCUAGCAAAGAUCAGCCUGGGAACGAUAUGAUCAGCAUAAUGCAGGAUAAGAAUGCCUACGAUGACAAGGGUCCACAGAUAACUCCCGAUUUGAUAAAUGCUCAAUACACUGUGGAAACCCUGGUAAUGGCGGUCCUAGCGGGAGCGAUAUUCGCCCUGCUAGUGGGAUUCAUUACCGGUUAUUUCUGCGGUCGACGAUGCCACAAGGAUGAAGACGACAAUCUACCCUAUCCGGAUACGGAAUACGAAUACUUUGAACAGCGCCAGAACGUGAACCGGAUACAAACCGAACCGAAGUUGCUUCCACAGGUCGAAGAAGUGACCUAUGCCGAGCCCGUACUAUUACCUCAGCCAUCUAGUCAGAACAAGAUGCAGCAUUCGCCAAAAAAUACGCUAAGAAAACCGAUGGGCCACCACCACGGGGUUAACUCGGAAACCCUAUUCCAGUUCCAGCCCGAUGGCUACAAUGCUCGUGAUAAUUACCGAGGUCGUGACAACUUCGGUACUCUUCGAUCCCAUCAAGGUGAUAAUUAUCGUCGCGGUGACGGAUUCUCAACAACAAGAAGUGUGAAAAAAGUAUAUCUCUGAGACGGGAACGGGGCGGCUGAGACCAGCCAGGGACUGAUUAAUCAAAAUAUGCACUUUUAUAUAGGUCCUUAAUACCAACACUCGUAACAGAAGUCUCGGCCGAAUGAAAAGGCAGCCGCCCCGGCAUGGCAUAGUAACGCAACAUCGUUCCGAUAGUCCACAGAAUUCCAGUUCCGGAUCUUCCCCGGUCAUGUCUAACAGUAGUUCUAGUCCGGCGCCUCCCUCGAGCAGUCCUAGUCCACAAGAGAGCCCAAAAAAUUGUAGUUAUAUUUAUAGAGAUUGAUUAAUAAACAAACCCCAGCCACCCCCGCAUAGCGUCAGCACUAGUAGUAACAGCAGAGGCGUCGCCCCUAUCAGCAGCGCAACUCGGCCGUUCGGUGAAGGUGCAAUCAAUCAAAGAGUCCCAUCAGCAGCAGCAGCAGUUGUUAUUCUACGUGAUUCUGCAAACAGCAGCGAUGCAAACUGGAAACUAAAUCGUCUUUCAACCUCAUCCUCACUUUCCAUCAUAACGCCACCUUCGACCCCGAAACGCCCCUCGGCGGGCCGUCUCAAGAUGGCUCUCAGUUUGUCGUUGGCGCACAACUUUAACCAGAAGCUAGCCAACCUGAACGACAAGUGGAACGAUUUCAGCUUCAUGUUGAAGCACAAUCCAGUGAAGGGAGCGGCGAAAAACGAUUCUUACCACUCGAUCGAGUCAGCUGUGACCUGCACGGCAGCAGAUCUAGAAGCGGGCAACCUAAGUGGCGGCAUCGACGAGGGUGAUUACAAUCGGAAGAUACAGCGAAUGGGCAUUAGAGGUGGCACCAGUGGGUUUGUAGGAAAUAGCGGUAUCGGUAAGUCCAAUCAUAAUCAGCAACAGCAAAAGUCAUACGAGUGGCACAUGCAACGACUGUCACCUCGACGCAACAGUGCUAGUGGUGAUCCUAAAGAAUUCGAUGUGCUGGUAAUGAAACCCAUGGACAAUUGGGAUGAUAAUGAAAGUUUUUAGUAGAAAAAAAAUGGCUUCCAUCGGUUGGUUUUCGUUAUGUCCUUAAUUCGCUUGCUACUGCUUCAGCUGAAAUUUGUCGAAAAGGCACAAAUGCUAAAUAACUUAUGACAACCUCAGAGGAAACGAUACACACAAAAAUUCAAGUGACUAAAGCGCGCCAGAAGUAGUUUUGUCUCAAUUUACUUUCCAGGCUAACUGUUAAAAGGGGGACAAGCAUCCGCCUAAGUUAGAGCAUUUACGCAAACGCAUCCAUCACAAACUGAUAUUACACUAAGGAAGUAGGAACUAAAAUCAAGUAACUAACGCAUGUACAUACCGUAAGAAACAUAGCAACCUAAUGAAAUAUAAAACUACUAGGGAUUUUUGCAUUAUAGCAUGCAGUGAAGUGAAACAGAAAAAAAGCAUUUUUGCUGUAGUAUUACGAAACGUAAAUUCUCAAAUCAGUAGGCCAUGAGCAUAACAAGCUAUAGGAUUGUACAUAUACAAGAAAAACAAUAUUCGUUUUUUACUAAUGCUAAGUUUACCAUAUAGGAUCCUUUCUUCAUCAAGUAAGCUUAGCGACCGUCGAGAUAAACACUCGCUCUGAUUUCGUCCCCAUCGCGUUGAUUUCGAAACCACCUCCUUUAAUGCCAAAUCAACAAAUCUCAUCGUGAUAUAGAAGACACAAAUAUUGAGUAAUUCGUGUGGAUGGUAUAGCUACACGAGAGAAACAUAGCAUAUUUAGGUGCGAAUCGCUGCUGUGCUUCGAUGGCGUCCAACAAAAAAUGAUGCAAUAAGUGACAUGUUAAGAUUUAAUGAUUGGAGCUAUCGUCGAUGAUGAUCUGAAGAUUAGUUGAAUUUUUUUGUUAUGGUAAGUGAAAGAAAAAAAAAAAUUUUUUUUUUGGUUGUUAAAUUAUAUUUUAUGAAAAAUCUUGUUUUAUUUACCCUGAGGUCUGAAGUGAAUUUAGUGAAAGGGUUCCUUUUAUUAGGCAGGAACAAAUUAUUAUGAGGUACAUAGCAGUAAAUAGUUGUAGUUCGCGUUAAGCAAGUGAUCUGAAGCAAAUUAUGCAUUUUUUAUAAUCUGGUUUUGAGCAGGUUUUAUUUUGGUUUAGCUUACUACAAACAUUUUUGGGUUAUCAUUUAAUAUAUAUUUAUUCUGUAAAAGCAGCAUUUUGAUUUAUGUGAGAGUAGAAUAUAUCACAGUUUUCCUUGUUUGACCUUUUGUGCAAGCCUAAAGUUUUUGUUUAAUUAUUUAGCUGCAUCGUUAGUCGAAAAAUAAAUAUUUAUUUAUUUACAUCGUUAGUUUCGUGAAUAAGUGUAACAGACAAACUUUUAUGACUUUAAAAUUAGUAUAACAAAUGUAUUAUUGAGGUAAUGUUUAUAUGCAAAAUCUCGAAAGUUCUACUUAAACCAAGAAUUCAUAAUUUCUCCAUUCAACCUAAUUUAUACCAAUUCGCGUUGAAGCUAUUCUCGUUAUUUACUUUUUUGUAAAUCUUAUUGUUGUUUCUGUGGCCCACUUUUCAAUUGUGUCCUAAGAGUUUUAUGGUAUUACACAUUUUUGUUAAACAUAUUCUGAUGCUUCUUUUAUUUUCCGGUAAUCCUAUACAUAUAUCACGUGACAUGGAAGCCGGUCAGAGUUAACAUUUACAAACCUAGAAUAGUAAAUUAUCAUACAAUCCAACUUUAUCAGCAAUGUCUAAUACAACUUACAAUAUUUUUAAUUUUCAAUCGACAUCUCUGCUGGAAAAAUGGUAUUUGGGAUUUGAUUUUCUCAUAACCCUUGGUUUCUUUCGAAUUUCCCUGUGUACUUUUCUAGCUUUGAAUGUUAUUAUUUUAGAAUGGAUUUUGCUGCUAACAUUUCCGACUAAUUCAAGAUCACCCGAGCAGUUAAAAAGUAACAUACAUACCUCAAUAAAUAACGACACAGACAAACGACGGACAAUCUAUGAAAAAUGGUGUUGAAUUUCAACGAAAAAGAUUUGUUUAUUUACAAACGGAAAUCACUAAUGUCAUCAUGCCCAUGUUGUUUAUGGACGACAACGUUUUUAAACAACUAUAACUUUUGAUUGAGGAAAAAUUUGCUCACAAAAAGAAGUAAGACUAAUAAAUGCCUUUCAUUUGAGUAUUAACAGUUACAAGGAUCAGCUUUAGAACUGAAGUUAUUACAAUUAGUCUGAUUGGAUUCCGAUGGAGUAGUGCUGAAAUGGAAAGUUUACGUUGACGAUGGAAAAGGAAUUUUUAAUAUAUCUUCGUUAUGUGGGAAUAUUAUUGAAAACUGACAAAACUUAUCAAUUUUAACUGCGUUUGGUUGCGUUGCGCACGUAAUUUAACUAAUGUAAAUAGGCUAGGAGAAUUGUAGUGAGCAUUGGAAGAUAAAAAUUAAGCAACUUCUAGAACUACCAGGGAAGCACCUCUUCCUUAAAAAAGCUUUUCGUGUUUCUUGAUCCCACCGUUUUCAGGAAAAAAAAUAGUUUUGAAACCCAACAUGCACUAGAGAAAAGUUGGGCAUGAAAGGGUCAGCAUGCCAAAAUCGGCCCCAAUAUUAUCCUAAUCUAAAAACUCUUUUUAAAAUUCAUGAACUUAAAGAUUUGUUUAAAGAAUGUUUAGAUGGUUCGAUGUCAGGUGGAGAUAUCAUGAUCGGGACAAAUGGCGGGCAUGUUACUGAUUUCCGUUUGUAACUAAGUAAAUCUGUCUUGCAGAAAUUCAACGACCUUAUCAUAUUACGGAACAAAUGGAAGUCAAACAAAGUGUCACACGAUGAUUAAAAAUGCGUUGUUAUCCCGUGAUGGCCGCAUUCGCUGGGUGGCGAAACCAUCGAAGAGGUAUUCUCGGGGAAUUGUUGCUGCGCAAUGUCCUAGUUCUAGCCAAGAUGUUAACUAGUUCGAUGAGGCCCAAUAAAUCGAUGCGUGCUAACAACAAAGCGACCACAUCUAGGGCUCUUGCUGUAUUUGAAUUUGUUGCUGGAAAGUGUCGAGUUUUAUUAGUUGAUAGCAGUUUUCGUAGCUUGGUGGCCGAAAAGAAUCGUACCAAGGAAGCUGUCUCAGAGCAAAUCGUAUGGAUUUGUGUUUAAUACCUUCAAUUCGAUCGCUACCUUUUUAUGGCGCCAGUUCCAAAUCGUCGAACAAUACUUCCAGGAUAGUCAAAUCAGGAAACAGUACAGAAUUAUCAGGCUGUGUACAUCCAUGAAUGAUUUGGUAGCACGAAAGAUGAACCCCAUGUCGACAAACAACAUAAAAUAUAUGUAAUAUCCCUCCAAGGUCCUUCACAGAACACUCUCGAGGAAUAAGCAGUUCUGAUAUAUUAUAGUCGAAAUUUAUUGGUUUUUCCUUUCCCAGAGAAGGUGAUUGCAUAACAUUUUGCGCGAUCUAGACUCGUGCAAUUGUCGAUACACCACUCGCCAAAGACAAGACAUCAAAUUGUGUUUGCAAAAAGUGUGCAUCUGCUAAAGACCCGCCUACGACACGCGUCAUCUUCUCAGUCUAUAAUUCACAUCAUUAAAGUAAAGUAGGAAGAUAAGCAAAUCCAAACGGCUUUCCUGCGGGAUGCCAAAUAUUUCAGUGUUUUCAUUGCCUAUAUUCACGCUAAGCUGGCGGUCAUCGAAAUACCAAUGAAACCAACGAAGGAGUGAUCCCACUUUGGCCAACUUAGCGAUGUCUUGAUUGAUUUUAUCAAGACAUCGAAUUGUGUAAAUAGCAUCGGUUUGCAACCCGUCUUGGGAUGCUUCAGAGACCAAAGAAUGGAUUCGCCAUAGUCGAUUGGCUAGGCAUGAAUUCUUGUUGGUCUGCUGAGAUACAUUGCUUGCAGUGAAAGAACACCAGCUUCAUUACAAUUAACUCGAAAAGUUUAGAUACCGAUACAGUGGACUAGAAACACGAAAGCUAAUUAUCAUAACAAUGGAAAUGUUACUGAUGAUAGAAACUCAUCUAAUCACCGACUAGAACGGUACUGCAUUUUGCAGUAACACAGACCAUUCAGGCUAGGAGAAGACUCUGAUUCUAGCCGGGAGGUAGCUGAGAUAAUAUGCAAACUACUAGCUUGAAGUUCAGUUAUCAAACGUUCUAGUCGAGGUGCACUUCUGGUGGUAGUGGCAACCUGGUUCACCGAUAAGGUUUCGGCGACCAAAACAAUGAAUAAUUUGGCGGGAAAAAUCGUGCAGAUCAUUCUCGACUUUGUCAAAAAGAAAUUGACGAAGGUUUCGAGGUUUUUUCCUGUGUCCUUGAACCGGUUACAAUAGAGCUGACGAUAGGCAGAUGGUCGCUACGCUGGGGAUCUGGGAUUACAUUUCACGUGCAAUCCGACUGUAGUGAUGUCAAGCACAGAGAAAAAUGUUACGCAGUUGCGCGUGCUGGCGAAGGAGAAAUCCCCGUAGUUUAACCCGUUUUUAGAAAAGGUUAUUUUAAAAUUGUUACAAAGACUAUCUAUCAAUGUAGAUCUUUUAUCGUCGCGAAGACAUCCCCACGCUGUAUCGUGGGAAUUGAAGUCUCCUAGACCUAGCGGCGGAGCGGAGAGGAAUUCUGCGAUAUUACAAAUCGUUCCGCAUCCUACAGAUGCUCUGGCAAGAAUAUAGAUAGAAACAAUGCCAAAGACUUCAACUUCAUUUUGAACUUGAAAAGUGGCGAUUUCAACGCUUGGUGUCCAGGGGUAGGUUGAAAAAUAUCACUUUUCGAUCCCCAAAAGUACUUCUCUGUAAGAAUCUUCUCGAUUCAAGUGAAUGAUAUUGAAAUUGUCGAAGUUAAGGUCUCUUUCUGAAGUAAGCUAUGUGUCACACUAUAUAUCACAGUAUAUAUGGAGGGGUCUUUUAUGGAGCAGUCAAUCGCUUCAAAAAUGUUCGUACAUGGCAUGAUGUUAGAUCAUGAGGAUUGAACCCAUACCCAUAGUAAAUAGAUUUUUCAAUUCAAUUCAAUUCAAUUCAAUUCCUUCCUGCAAUAUUAUUGCUAAAGUGUUCUAGUGUAUCUAGACGUACUCUUUUUUCCGUUCAUUAUCACGGCUGAACGCAAUUGCUUGCAAUCCAGCACCUCUCUAAAGUAAAGCUGGAACAUAGACCCUAUAAUCCAUCGUAAAGCGGCUAUCACAAAUGAUCGUGAUGACUUGCACCAGACAAACUGCGAAUUAUAUUUAGAUUAUUUGCUUUUGGCCGAGAGAACACAGUCCAUUGGCUAGUUUAGUUAUCUGAGUAGCUUUGGUCGUGGAAAACAAGUUUGAAUAUAACAGUUACCCUUCCCUUCAACAUUUAAUCAUUUGCAAUGUACAUAUUUGCUCAAUUUAUAUUAUUUUAUUUAGCAUAUCAUUUAGUUUUCUGUAAUUUCAAUUUGACACGUCAGAACUAAUUAAAAGGAGAAUUCAAGCAUUUUCUGUUUGGCGUAUCGUCGCACACCGCACCGCACCGUUCAGCACCUUGAUCACGAAAUUGGGUUUGUUCCACCAUUCAUUGAACCAUUACACGACGAUUGGCCAAUAAACUGGUGGAUAACCCAAGUCCAUCUUUCCUCCUACGGCCAAUGUUAUCUUGUCGAAAUAGAACUAACAUCAGGCUAGCUAUGGUAACGCAGAUUUGCGAAUCCGCCUACUGAGAAGUAUACAAAAAUGUCAAUUCUACAUUCACACUAUUAGAAAAACAAACAAGAACAAAAUAGUGCGAUAAACGCCUAAAUUAUAUCCCUGCAUCUCAGCUCACAUUUGCAAAUAUUCUAUCCAUGAAUUUAAAAAAAAAACUGAAGCUGCACUACACAAAAAAGGAACUUCUGCUCCAGUCCAGUAUUUAAACAUAUACAAGCAUAGUAUCACCGGCAGACAUCACUCCCCUCCCAGGAUCACAGGAGAGGAAGAAGCUGGGCCAGCAACUUUACUGAACAUAAACGAAAAACUUACAAACAGUUGCUUGUGUAGCCGACUCGGGCCAACUCGAAUAAAGAUGAAUGAGGGAGAAACUUUAGCAACAAUAAUUAAGGGAAAAAUUGUGCACCCGGUUGGGAAGAACUCUGAUCUGCAAAAGUGAAAAUUUGCAGUAUCCGGCGGUACUGUCAGAGGGUGGAAAAUGCAACUAGUAAUAAAUAGCAGAAAUCACUAAGAAAGACUGAAAUUUAAAGUAAACAACCGUAUUCAUUCGAAGAAGAAACCAGUAAAGUAGCAUAUAUCAUGCCGAAAACCAUACAAUUAGAUUACAGAAGUGAAAGGAGUGAAAUCGGCAAACUAUUGUCCGAAGUUUGUUUGUCGGUGUAAGAAAAGUUAAAAAAAAGAUAGGUUUUGUUCGAAAUCUAACCAACCAAUCAACGCAACGUUUGAAUGUAUGCAAUUCCGGCAAAGGUCGCGGGUUCGAUUUACAGUACCUACCCGAGUCGAAGGGUGGGCGUUAUGAUUGAUGCAGAUUGCUUUGUUAUCAUCAAAUCUAAACUGUUCAAGCUUCGUUGAAACGAAGUAAGAAAAAAAACCAUACAAAUAAAUGGUAAACUGUAAACUAGUUGUAAAAAGUACAAAGCUGAUGAAGCUACUUAAUAGAGUCAACUGUAAAAAGCUACUAAAUUUCUGUUGAACAAAGUUUUUUAUGAAGCGUUUCUGUUUGAAAGUUCGACGAUCUCUGCGAGAAAGCGAAUGGCUCUAAUGCCUGUAUAGAUUAAAUAUGUAUCAUAUAUGAAACGAUGGAGUUUGGAAGACAACAAAUUUCGAGCAACAAAAUUGUGGACAAACUAUCAUUUGUACAAGUUUUAGUGUAAAUAUGAUUUGCUGAAUUACUUUCCCUAAUGAAUAGUUUUUGAGUUUCUCCACUGUAAUAUAGAGAGAUUAGAAAGUUGUUAGUAUUUAUUACGAGUCAAGUUCAGAAAUGACAAAGCAAAACAAAAAAUAAAUAUUUAUUCCACGAUUACUUACUGAUGAAACUAAGCAUUAAUAAUGAAACAAGGGAUGCCAGCAUGGAACCUUAACUACGAUAAGGUAUGAAUAUCGCGCGAGAUUAGAAGGGAAAAGUUUUGAGCUGCACAUCUAAAUAAAAUCUUUGAUUAUAUUCAUAUACAUAGGUAAUUUGCAACUCUAAAAGGAAACCAUUAUAAGCUGCAUUGCAAUGAUCAUUUGGUUCUGCUUGCCUUUUCCAUAUUUUUAUAGUUUUAACAUGAGUUAGGAUGCGAUGUUGGUCAUAGUAAUUAUAAACAGCGAUAUCAGUUCUCAGAGUGCAUUUUAAUGUGCGACAGGAAAGAAACUAAUUCAGAUUUUCACUCUAACUGCAGUCAAAUCAUACAUUUUGGCGUAAUUAACGAACACGAUCCAGUUGUGUCGCAGAUAAAUACAACAAUGGUGCCCAUUAAUGAUUGCAGUUUCCACAAAUGAGGUGCCCCGAUUACGGCACGAACAAAUCACUUGCUAGAUCAUGAAUUUCUGACAAACUUCGUUAUUUACUGUUCAUAUGUAUAUCCAAAACAGGAGCUAUUGGCUUGCGGUUGAAAGUAUCACCUAUCCGCUUGUGACACUUUAUGCAAAACACUUUAUGCAAAACUUAUUCACUCCCAAAUUUUCAAAUUAUUUUCUAUGACAUGACGGGAGGGAUUCGAUUUUUUUAAAUAAUUUUGCUUGCAUGCUGUUCUUAGAGCACAUGGCCUUUUGUUUCAACAGACUUCGCAACCGUUUCUUACUAUACAAGACAUUUGCAUGGUUUUGAUCAUUCCUUCUAUCUUCACCUUUUGACCCGUCAGGUCAGUACAAUACGUAAACACUGAACUUAUUUUACGUUACAUUUCGAACACUAAUUCCAACGUGUAGAAGGUUCAGGCUAAAGAGACUAGUAUAACAAAGAGAAAUCAUCUUAAUUCAGUGAAAACAAUUCAACUAGCUACCAAGCUACGAUUUACAAGCAACACUGCAAAUGUGCAAGCCUCACAAAAUUUGUUUGUUGUUAUUGUGUUAGUUUCUUUUAGCCAAAAUAAAAAUCUAUCGCCACUUCUGGAAUCUUAGUUUCUCGACCGGCUAAAACAUGAUUUUAUCUAGAAUGGAAUUUCGCAACAGCAAACCACAUUAGAACAAUUAGAGUCUUUAAAACAUUUAAUAAUUUUAAUGGAUUGUAUAACAAUACUUCCAAAAACACAAUGCCACAUAAUGCUAAACAUUUACGAUUGACAACUCUCUUGUUCGUUUGGAAUGGCAUUGACAAUUAAAUUGAAAUUCCAAACGAAACAUGGCGUCUCUUUGUUAUUCUAGUCUCUUUAGUUCAGGCUAUUAUAAAUUAUGCAAUUCUACUAUGGACAUCGAUGUGUCCCUUUAAAAACGACAUUUUAGAGUGGUGUUGAUAACCCGAUGUCCCAUGUUCAAUAAUUAACAAAAAAGAUGAAUGAGUUAUAUCAGAGACAUAAGCGGAGUGAAAUAGAAUACGCUAUAGGCUGUUAAUUCGCACGGUCCACUUAUAGUAAUUUUUUGAAGGGAUUGUAUUAAGAUCAGAUCAAUUUGGAUAAACUCGUUGAACGUACAUUCCGUUUAACCACUACAAAAAACACAAAUCUUCACUAGAUUUCAUUCUGCUAUGAUUUUGAUAUUGUAUUUAGUUCAGGAUGGAAUCCAGCUUUUUCAAAUGCUAUAAUAACGGUAAACUUUAUCAUGUUCGUAAUAUUGGUACAGUGCCCAUUUUGACAAUUAUUGAUCACACCGGCUUCUGAACAAGUUCCCUUUAGAAAUUUUGGUUAUUCAUUGAACUAACGUUUAACGCUUUGAUAUAAAGUACAGUCGCGUUUCGCUGGUUAGUCACUUUUUAACUGGAUUGCUUUUUACUUGGACUUCCGCUAGUUGGACCAUUGUCCAACUAAAAAGCAUCCGAAUGUCAAAAUCUCCUGUCAAAUUCACUUGGACAAUCAAACUGACAUUAAUUAGAGAUGUGAGCAGAUACAUUUUCUGGCUAACUAGCUAGUCAAAUUUGUUAGUUGGACAGAGGGUGUGGCCCAACCAGCGAAUCACGACUGUAGAAUGAAGUUUUCGUGCGAUAGUUUUUAUAAUAGCUUUUGAAAAGCUUCAAAGCCUAGCCUUUACUGUAUUGAUACUUUCUUGGACUCACUUUCGUGCCUACCAUAGUAACAAUUGAGGUUUUAUGGUGCUCUUGAAGCCUCUCUUAAAACUUAGACCACACUUGUAGUGUGCUAUAAAACUUAAAUUGUUACUUGAGUAACCGCUAGAAUCCUCGAGUUUCCCUCAGUUGGUAACACAUACUGUCUCUCAUAGUAUGAGAGUAUGACGUAUGACCAUGAACAGUAGGGACUACUUGGAUUAUCUCUACUUCGCUUAGCACAGCUCCAAGGUUGGAUCACCAUUCCUCAGAGUCGAACACGCCACCGUAGCCAAUAGACGCCUCUCAAUUCCUCUUGGACCAUCAAUAUUCGGUAUCAUUCGAACUACUAGCUGUAGCUCUUCAAAAUAUUGCAAAAGUGGUGGAGGACGCAUUUUGUGCAACGAUGCUGCUAUGGCCUCCCAGCUGGCACUGUUAAACUCGUUCUUGACGUCUAUCGUUACCACGGCGCAGUACCGGUUGUCCUUUUCUAUUUGGGCGCUCUCUCUGCUCUCUCUCUCUCUCUCUCUCUCUCUCUCUCUCUCUCUCUCUCUCUCUCUCUCUCUCUCUUUACGACUGUCUAGAUUCCUUCCACAGUAGUUCUUCCGUGCUGAAAUCCGAACUUCCAAAUAAUGUCAAUAGAACCCUUGCCAAGGGCUUCCCGAAAGUAUGCAGUGGGCAUAUGGGCCUGUAUGUUCCUCAAACUCGUGACUAUUUCCGCUAUUUGAGGCACAGCAUUUUUCUGCCAGGCAUUUCAUCUUCAUCGUGCUAAACAUGUCAGGGAAGGUUUGGAUUUGAAAACUUGGAUUUGUAACACUUUGAAAACGAUCACCAUUAUCAGCUGGACAUUAGAGACGUGCAUAUUUUCAGUGUUUUUGCUUCUUUUGCUUUUCUUUACCUUUUGCAUGUAUCAGGCAAACAGCAGUUGGGAAAUUGGAUUUUGAGAUGAUUAUGACUUUCAUUGGUUCAGUUUUCGAUAAAAAUACACUGAAAAAAAUCAGUUUGGAUAAGGAAAAGUUUUUUUCAAAUAACUUUUUUUCUUUGAAAGAGCCCACUUGAAUUUUUGACGGUAGGUAGGAAACAUAAUUACCUAUCUUGGAACAAAAUUUCAAAAAAAUCAAAGAUGGGGUUUUUGGGUAAAUCGACUUUAAAUUUUUAAAAACAAAUUUUUCCAGUGUAGGAGUCGAUGAAGAAUUUUUUCAAUAUUUUUAUUCAAAAAUUUGACUAGUUUUGUGAAAACAACAUUUUUGUAGGAUUUGUCAAAAAAAAUUGGUAAAAAUAGUUUAAACCUUUUCAAAAGACAGUCUGGAUCAUUUUUGGAAAAACAAAAUAUGCAAAGUGGUUUUUUGUGACAAAGUUCUCAUGUACAGAAAGUUUCAUUAAAAUCUGAGAGGGUGCUGCCAACAUUUGUUCGAGUUGGCGCGAAAUUCGUCUUAAUGAGAAAAGCUCAGAACAGUGGUGUGCAUUAUUUUUUGCCAAAACAAAGCACUAAACGGUGAAUGUGAGUUAAUUUUGGUAAUUGAUACCUUGAUGAGUUACGAAAAGACUGCAGGAGUUUAUACUUGUCUCACUUAAAUUCAGCAAGUAGGUCUGGUUUAAACGUACACUCGUGCUUCCAUACCAGCCUAUCCCAGGUAAGUGAAAAUCUCCGUGUGCAAGCCUUCCUGGAGGUGGCUUUACCAGAGCUUCCACUUCACCGCCCAGACAUUGAAAUCUCCUCCGAUCACCGCCGUUCGUCGUCCAAUCAGAUUGUCGAUUAGUAGGCCAAGCAUCAGGUUGUAUUGCUCCACUGUUCACCGCGACGAUGCGUAACAACUAACAACGAGAACGCCGUUAAUUCUGGCAAUCAGAAAGCCUUCGAAUAGGCACUCGACCAUUUCUUGGAUGGAGAAUCUGUCCAUACCUUGUAUCGAAGCCAUUUCCGCUCUUUCCGUUAUAUACUUGUCAUUGGCAGUGCUGCAUCACAGUGAUUGAGAUUCACUCUAGUUUCUCCAUUAUUGCUGACUUUGUAUAUAGGGCAUUUGAAGCCUUCCAUGAGAUAGCAGUUUUCAUCGUCAUCAUCCGUCCGUAACAGACCCUGCACCUCGGCUCAUCCUCGGUCAAGUGUGCCUUUUUUCACAAUACGGAUUUAUCAGUUCACCGACUGCUGACCGAAACCCAGGCACCCGAACCACCUGUCCAUUUGCUUAUACUCUAGGGAUUAAUCUUAAAGAGCAUACCAAUCAACCGACUUUCACUUUACCGGUCACCAUCAGCUGGUUGGUUGCGGUAGCCACAGGCAUAUCGCUGCUGUUUAAGUGCCACCAUACGUCAUGCUCAACCUUAUUGACAUCGGCUCUUGUUCCAGGUUAUGCCCAUACCACAUUGCUUUGGGAUCAAUCGUUGUGACCUCUUUCAGUCCUCGACCACCGCUUUGCGAGUUAAAACUCUUACCAUCGCUUCUUCUCCUACCACUUAUGCCACGAGUUCCCGAUAGCUCGAGCUCUUAAACUUUCUCUUUCUUCUUUUCGUUCUUUCGUUUUUCUCCUCCCCUCUUUUUAUGUUUCUAUGGUUCACCAUCCACUAUCCAUUUCUUGGUCGUUCCGCUACUCUUUGCUAACUUUCUUGGAUUUCUUCCGUCCCUCCUCUUCUUCUGACGUAUCCCUUAGUGGAAACCGAGGAGAAAUGAAACAGAGGAGAAUUCAAACAACGUCCAUUGCUAGCGAAACCGUGCCGUUAGAAAUCUGGCCAAAGUAUUUUUGCUGUACAUCUUUCGUAUAUGUUUAACAAAAGUAUUUUUGCAAAAUUCCUAACGGUAUGGUUUUGCUAGAAAUGGGCUUCGUUUGAACUCUCCUCUGCUUCAAAUCUCUCCGGUUUCUCCUACUCUUUUUACAGUACGAGUAUACGAGUCAUUCUUCGGCUUACCAUGGGCUUCAGCGUUUGCUUCCUCCGUAGUCUUCAGUACUUUUACGGCGUUUUUAACUCAUUCUAACAACGUAAUCUGUUCGCAUUUAGCGGGUAAUACGGUGGAUUUGAUGCUGAUCACUAGACCGUGCACGUUGGCCUUGCUUUUUACGUACUAGUAGAGCUCGUCGAUUUUUGGCCCCCGGCUUCACAACAUUGGACAACGCAGCUGAUCUUCUUAGGUUAGGCAACUGCUUGAUUUCGGUGUGGGUACCUGAAACCCUAGCUUCCCUUGGCGGUUUAUCGCUGCUUAGGCUCAGUAUAGCCUCCUGAAGUUACUAGCUCGCUGCUGCUGCUUUUUCGUCUGCAAUUAUUGUUGUACUGCAUCCACAGACAAACAGACAUAACACUCUAAAACUCACCAUCGCUCAUGUUGAAAACAGUUAUUUUACAAACAUGUUAGUGUGCAGGAACGCCGCACUCAAUUUGAUGGCGCCACUACUUAUCUUUAGAAGCUUUUACAUAGUAGCCUGGUAAAUAACUAAAUUGGUUGAAGGCACGAGUCUGUGUAAUGUCAAAACAAAGAAAGUUCGACAAUAUGAAAAUCAUUCGGUUUCCACGCGGAAAAUCGUUUGGAUGCCAGAUCAUUGUAUCUUGUCAAUAAGAUGAAAAAUGCAACAGUGAUUUCGAGCAGCGUAUUGUAUUGCAUAAGGUUUCAAGUACCUCACUGUGUGCAAACAAAUAUUCGAGAGGUUUCAUUGUCUAAGCCGACAGAAUGUGAAAACAAGGUUAAAACAAUUAAUUUCGGCCAGUCUGAGUCUUACAUCUGGCAGCAUUGAAACGUUUUAUUGCUUGAUGUCAUUUUUUACACUCUAAUACGAUAAUUAUUAGGAGAAGGGAAUUUUAUCGAAAAGGAAAAGAAUAAACAACGCUUUUUGUAUUUACUUGCUUGAAUAAGGUUUGCUGAAAAUUAAUUCUACAUUUUAUGAUUCGAUUACUGUUGCUUUGUAAACAGCAAAGUGGGUUGUACUGAGGAUAGGUGUUGGAGAACUCCAUAAUCAUUCCAAUAACUACCAUAUUAUGGGCGAAAUUACGGUUUCCGGCAAAACAAGUUCUAAUUUAUCCAUUGUGAAUAAAACUUCAAUAUCUUGCGCUAGUUUGAGCAUUAAACAAAUAAGAUUGAAUAACACGUGCAAUAUUGGCUUCAGACAGGAAUGCAACACGACAAGGAAGAACUCCAGCGAUGAGAAUAAUAAUCACUUAUUCGUUGAAUUAAAUCGAUCCGAUAUCAUAUUGUUACUGCACUAUGAUCAGAUCGUCUAUCUAGUUUAUUCUGGAAAGUAGAUGUGGUAUACGUAACGUUGUCGUUAUGAUGGCUAACACACGUACCUGUAACUUUUUCCAUUACGAAUCUUCUAUCUGUCAAUGGUAACCAGCGCAGCGUCGCUUUCUUUGAUGAGGUGAAUAGAACGUAGAGCAGGAAUGACGAUAGGUAGCGCUAGUGGCAAGCAAGAAUGAUCGUAUAAAUGUGAUCGAUAGAAAUUUUGAAUAAUUGUUCAAAGAGUUAUGUCUGUUUGUCUGUGCUGCAUCGUUUUGCUGGGAAGGCGACCUCGCUUACCCGCUUUUGGCUGCACUUGUUAUUAUUCUUUUGUAUGUUAUUUAUAUUAUCUUCCAUGUUGCUGGCCCGUAACUCCAAGCCGUUAUCUAGGCUACUAGUUGCCUUUUUAUAAUUCCAUGCUUACCUUUGCGAGCAUCGAGGUCGCAUACGAGGGUUGACGGAGUUGUUCAUGGGAUACCGUUUUCAGGAUCAUAUCGGUACUAAUCACGAACGUUCAACUAAGCAAAUUUCAACCAGCUAAGGCGCCAGGACUCGAGCGUUCUUGGAGAUUUAGUUUUGACAGGACGGGAGGCAGCCAGUAUGAUUAGUUCGAUCGGCGUUACGAGGAAAUAUCACUUAGUUGUCGUUUCGUACUGCCACACCGAUUCACGCUCGUGCCCUACCGCUAGUAUGACUUUGAUCUUUGAUGACGUGUGAUCUUUCUGCUAUCGAUCCUAAUGUGCCGCUUUGCACUCACGUCGGUGUUGGGUUACUGCACUUCAAGCGGCUUGUACUUGCCGUAUUAGAGCUGCUUGCGGAUGUUUGUAACUCGUUAUAGAAAUUCAACAGAAUGCAUUUUUGCAUCCAUUGACAUCCUAGCUCUCUGUAUGUGUAAGUGUACCAAUAUAAUACUCCCAAUACUCCCCCAUAUAAUACUCCCAUGGUCAUGGUCCAAUUUUGAUAGUGUUUUAAAUGAGAUCAACCUAUCAAAACACCAUCACCAUGUACCGGUUGAUCCCAUAUAAAAACCAUAUUUUGGUAUAUUUAUGGGUUAUUGAGACCAUUAUACGGUGUUUUGAUGAUUUUGAAACUUGACACGGACCAUAUUCAUGGUCUUUUAAAAGAGGUAUAUGGUGCUGAGCCCAAGAGAAUUUGCUCGGGAUGUUCGUUUGUAAAAUGAUUCAAUUGGGUCGAGCUGACAGUAGAAAUCCAGCAAAAGGCCAUGAUUUACGCAUUACUUGGUACGGCAUGAAACCAAGAAACAACACGAAAUUUGGUUUUCCAUCGAAAAGUGUGCAUUCAUUCGGGGAGGAGUGGAUUUUAUCUCUCUCUAGCUUUGGAGUGUACUGCAAGUCCAAUAUUACAUUGCAACCGUAUCCAUAAAAAGCUAGUGUAUCCAUGUUCUAUUUUGUUCAUAAUUUUCGCAUGUUAAGACAAGUUUUGUACGGAGUUAGUUUCCUGUCAAACUUUUUAUUCACAUAAAUUCACCUCAACAAACUUAAUCAAUGGGAAAGACUCAAACUACAAAAAAACUAUCAAAUAUUUGUGCGACGAGACUCGAUUAAAAAUUGCUAGGGUGGUAUCUAGUUUAGAGAUAACAGUUGGAUUAGUUCAGUUCAACCGCUUACUUUCCAAAGUUAAUAUUGUCAUGCCUAAAAUAUUCAUUAACAAAAUUACACCAAAGCGUUAAAAUUAGUUCAAAGCACAUUGCAGAGCGAUUAUUUAAAUUUGAUAUAUUUUUCGUUAGCCGUAACUUUGGAUAUAUUGUCAUCCUUCAGAAGUAAAGAAGCUCAGCGCAAGAACGGUCCAACUGUAUAAUAGUACUAUGAUAUAUUGCUCCCUAAAGAGAAAAAUUUAGUUGAAAACCAAUUUAUCUUCACUGAGAAGAAAAUUAGGUAAAAUUCCUUUUCCGCAGGAAGGGCACACAACCUAUAACUAAAUUAGUUAUGGAAUUUUCGUUUCGACCUCGUCUCAUCGGAAUACGACACUAACUUAGUGCAAAGAAUUCGUCGCUAGCUUUGUCCUGGGACUAAGUUAGUGUCGGAUUGUUUUGAGACAAAGUCAAAACACAAAAUCCAUAACUAAUUAAUUUUUAAAAAAGUGGCGUCUAGGAAAAAAUAUGUAGUUGAGUCGUUCUUGUCGUUCGUUCUGGUCUCGUAGUUCAGGAGUGAGACGCUAGUAUCCUUAUUAACUUAUGAGUCAGUCGUCGUUUGUACGAAGUCUGUCGAAAACAAAAGGUUAAAAUUUCACAAAGAAUUGCGAUACCAAGAUUUAGCAGAUCACAUUCUUUUUUUUGAUGGAGAGGUAGAGUCUGAUGAUUCGCUUAGCACUGAUUCGACACAAAGAUUAUUAUUUUUAAAAAUUUGAUUAGCAACCGAUUCCAACGUACAUGACAGUGAUAAGUGGCUCGUAAUUAAUCAAUUUGAUUUAAUUCUUAAAUUUGUUUUAAUUCUAUCAAUCUAUCAAAAAACAACAGCACGAUACAUUCGAAAGACGAUCAAUACUAGGCCAUAAUUCUCGAGCUUUUCUAUAAACAAUAAUUAAGUUUGCUUAAGCGAAAUAUAAUUACUUUUCGCACAGAGCUUUAGCUUGCUUUAGUCAAAGUCGCUUGUUGGUAGACAUUUUAUGAGAUAGAGAGAACGCAAUGCACGAAUCCAACAAACAGGUUAUACAACUGCACUAUAAACCUAUCCAAACUUGUAAAUCAAUCUAAUGGUGAUUCGAACCCAAACAACAUUAGUGUUGAAAAAAUCAAAAUUUUUUAAAGUAAACUAUUUCACAUCAAUCCUUCACUUCUGUCUGACACGAGAUUUCCCGUUUCUCAACAAAAAAAAAUUACACGAGACAAGAAAAUCAAAUCUUGGAAAUCCUUAGUUGCUCGUUGUGAAAUUCCUCAACAUCCUUUGAGCUAUAAUUUAAAUAGGUUCUCCAAUAAACGAAUUCUAUUUAAAUUCCCAGAACCUGAGCAUUUCGGACUACAACUAUGUCGCAUGUAUGGCAAGAUUUGCUUUUAUUAACCGUUUUGUUAUUUUAACUGUGACCGUACACUUCCAUUAUGUAACGUUUGGAGAAAUGUUCAACAUAACAAUCAAUGAAACAAUUUCGCAAAAUUAUUCCCAUCUUGGAAUUCCUUUCACCCAUGAUCCUAGACAACAUGUCUGGUCCGUUUGCUUAUGUCGUCGAUGAUUUCGAAUCCAUGGCUAUACAAGUUAUUGCAAUUUGCUGUUACAUACAACACUUAAACCAAUUAAGAUAUUGUUUAUUUAAUACGCUUCGCUCCAAAACAUGAUCUGUGAUGGCCACCGACCAAAUUAUAUUGAGCAAAAGGAGAACCCCCAAAACAUAAGGGGAUUUUAUAAAAAUCCUCUGUCCGAGGCAAAUAAAACGCUGAGCGCUUUCCCCUCUCAAAAUACAAUGCAAAAUACGUAACAUGAAGGAAGAGGCAUCAUCUUCAAAAUGGUGGCCAUCCUUUCGCUAGUAAUAAUGCAAAGUCUAACGCAGUUUCUUCUUUAUCUAAAAAAAUACGAGUACUAUAGAAAACUUUCUAAUAAAUUCUAAAAUCGAAACCUAAAAAACAAAAAUAUACACCGUGUAUGGAAGGAACAGAAUGAGAAAUGCUAUUAUAGGAAAAAAAAAAAGUGGAAAAGAUAGGUUUAUCUUUCAACCUGAAACACGAAUAAAUAUGCAUCCUUCAUGCUAAAACAAAAAUACAGAUUAGCAGAAUAAAAAGUAGGACUGAACAGAAGAUGUUGUGUUGUCAAAAAAACCACACAUAAUAAUCGAAGCUUUCAAUCCGAAACGCUAAAAUGGCAGGUUUGCUAAUUGCAUAUUCGUGGAAGGAAGUGACGCAACACUUCGGCAAGACAAAACAAAAUAAAAAUCUUCCAAAACUAGCAGCCUCCACGUACACCGCGAUGACUGAUUCGGUGCGAAAAUACACGCAAUUUAAGUCAAACGUUUGAUUUUCUAAUGCUGAUGCAUGCUUUCUGAUAUUUUUCCCAUGAUUUUCGUCGUCAUAGGAGGCCGUCUUUAUACAUACAAUUCCAACCGAUAAAUUGCAGAUUUCGAUUGCGACAAGACACAUAAAAGAGAGAUAAAAAACACGGGCGAAUAUAUUAAAAUGUGAAAAUAUUAUUAAGAUAAUUAUAUAAUGAUUAACAAACGGGAAAAAAACAUUAGUAGUUAUUGAUUUCAGCAUUUAUUAUACACAUUAUCUAUUGAAACCAUCUACCAACAAACAUCACGAAAAAAAAUGAGACAAAGAAUGAAAAGCAUGAGCAUUCCAGGUGAGCUGAUGCGAGUAUUGCUCCAAAUUGAGCUGUGGAUGACACACCCCAAUGAGGGAUGGGCGUUCCACCUUCAGUAGUGAAAGACAACUUUUGAAUUAAGUGAAAAACAUUAUUCAUAAGGUAAGACGAACUUGAGGAAAGCAACUAGAAAAAUGUAAGAACUUUGAAACUAGAAAUAAAGUAAUUGAAAAAGUUAGCAAA
Topomyia yanbarensis is the source of this 23078-nucleotide messenger RNA. It is a transcript of the gene Sema1a, whose product is annotated as semaphorin-1A. Gene Ontology annotation, molecular function: chemorepellent activity; semaphorin receptor binding. Lineage: Eukaryota; Metazoa; Arthropoda; Insecta; Diptera; Culicidae. The record is from RefSeq and is a predicted model, not a curated record. Gene Ontology annotation, biological process: negative regulation of axon extension involved in axon guidance; negative chemotaxis; positive regulation of cell migration. Bases 2029 to 4407 code for a protein of 792 amino acids. The transcript has 22 exons.